Messenger RNA from Macaca mulatta (Rhesus monkey), 1167 nucleotides. RefSeq names its product survival motor neuron protein. Lineage: Eukaryota; Metazoa; Chordata; Mammalia; Primates; Cercopithecidae. The record is from RefSeq and is a predicted model, not a curated record.
AAAAAAAGUGGACUCGAAGAAGGGAAGGGGCCCCACGCUGCGCACCGGCAAGUUUACUAUGGCGAUGAGCAGCGGCGGCAGUGGUGGCGGCGUCCCGGAGCAGGAGGAUUCCGUGCUGUUCCGGCGCGGCACAGGCCAGAGUGAUGAUUCUGACAUUUGGGAUGAUACAGCAUUGAUAAAAGCAUAUGAUAAAGCUGUGGCUUCAUUUAAGCAUGCUCUAAAGAAUGGUGACAUUUGUGAAACUUCAGGUAAACCAAAAACCACACCUAAAAGAAAACCUGCUAAGAAUAAAAGCCAAAAGAAGAAUACUGCAGCUCCCUUAAAACAGCCAGGUCUAAAAUUCAAUGGCCCACCACCGCCGCCGCCACCACCACCACCCCACUUACUAUCAUGCUGGAUGCCUCCAUUUCCUUCUGGACCACCAAUAAUUCCCCCACCACCUCCCAUAUGUCCAGAUUCUCUUGAUGAUGCUGAUGCUUUGGGAAGUAUGUUAAUUUCAUGGUAUAUGAGUGGCUAUCACACUGGCUAUUAUAUGGGUUUCAGACAAAAUCAGAAAGAAGGAAGGUGCUCACAUUCCUUAAAUUAAGGAGAAAUGCUGGCAUAGAGCAGCACUAAAUGAUACCACUAAAGAAACAAUCAGACAGAUCUGGAAUGUGAAGCGUUAUAGAAGAUAACUGGCCUCAUUUCUUCAAAAUACCAGUGUUGGGAAAGAAAAAAGGAAGUGGAGUGGGUAACUCUUCUAGAUUAAAAGUUAUGUAAUAACCAAAUGCAAUGUGAAAUAUUUUAUUGGGCCCUAUUUUGAAAAACCAUCUGUAAAAGACUGGGGUGGGGGUGGGAGGCCAGCACGGUGGUGAGGCAGUUGAGAAAAUUGGAAUGUGGAUUAGAUUUUGAAUGAUACUGGAUAAUUAUUGGUAAUUUUAUGAGCUGUGAGAAGGGUGUUGUAGUUUAUAAAAGACUGUCUUAAUUUGCAUACUUAAGCAUUUAGGAAUGAAGUGUUAGAAUGUCUUAAAAUGUUUAAAAUGGUUUAACAAAAUGUGAUGUGAUGCAUAUGUGGCAAAAUGUUACAGAAUCUAACUGGUGGACAUGGCUGUUCAUUGUACUGUUUUUUUCUAUCUUCUGUAUGUUUAAAAGGAUAUAAUAAAAAUAUUUAAUUUUUUUAAAAUUAAA